Messenger RNA from Beauveria bassiana ARSEF 2860, 2115 nucleotides. Its product is annotated as fungal specific transcription factor. The transcript is spliced from 7 exons. Gene Ontology annotation, biological process: DNA-templated transcription. The record is from RefSeq and is a predicted model, not a curated record. The coding region runs from base 1 to 2115 and encodes 704 amino acids. Gene Ontology annotation, molecular function: zinc ion binding; DNA binding. Lineage: Eukaryota; Fungi; Ascomycota; Sordariomycetes; Hypocreales; Cordycipitaceae.
AUGCCGCCCCUCACCUACCUACAGAAAACGAAUGGUUUCAUUGCAACCCAGCAACCCAGCACCCCAGGUAUAAUCGCCUCAUCUGUGGGCGUCGUUCAUAUUGUUCGAAAGACAAGCCCACAUGUUUACGAUGUCGCGACAGCGGACUAUUAUUUGAGAGAGCUUGAAAGAAAGGCGAAAGCGCUCGACAAAAACACCCGGAAUCAGGCAACAGCAAGCACUAGCCUAGAAACUGAUGUCGCAAUAUCAAACGGAAAUGAUGACGAUGAAGAUGACUUUGAAGAUGCUGAACCUUUAUUCGAAUCCUUCACUCACCUUCGCCUAAAUCGCCCGUCGACAAGCUUCCAGGGACCAGCGUCAUCCGACACCUUUCUUCGAAAUGUGGGAAAAGUCACCGGUCUCGGCGACGAGCACGACCAUCUGGAUAUUGAUCCCAACCUGGGCGAGCCUGUGACGCUGCCCUCGAAAAAACGAGUCUUCACCCCGCACCUUCGCCUGCCCCCUCUACAAGUCGCCCGACGCCUCUUCGCUGCCCAGUACAGUUUUAUCGGUCCCAUAUUUGCUUUUACUGAGUCCAAAGAUGAAUUUGAGAAAUCUCUUUUCAAAGCAUACGUCGGCCUGCCAGACGAGGGGAGUCGUGAAGACUGCCUACAUUACGCGAAACUACUUCUCAUUCUCGCUUUCGGCCAAAUGUACUCGGUGAAUCAGUGGGUAGACUGCCGAGGACCUCCUGGUUUCGCUUACUUUUCGGAAGCCUUGAGUCUACUACCAGAGACGCACGAAGACGGAUCCCUGCUCUGUGUUGAGAUACUUGCGCUGGCAGGGUACUUUCUGCAGAACACGAACAAAAGAGAUGCGGCAUUUCAAUUCAUUGGGCGUGCUCUCAGAAUGGCCAUAUCUCUUGGCCUGCAUCAUGAAGUCGAAGGCAUUUCUGCCAGCUCGAGUUUCACUCCCCAGGAGGUACUGGCCGAAGACGCAGCGAAGGAGCACAGACGAAGAACAUGGUGGUCGGUCUAUAGCCUGGAUCGCAUCCUCUCUGUCAAAUCUGGAAAUCCAAUCACAAUACAAGAUGAAGACAUUGGAGUUUGGCUGCCAUCUCGUCUACAUUCGGAGCCGGAAUAUUGCCCGGCCAUAGUGCUGCGACAAUACACCAAGUUGUCCAGGAUUCUCGGGGAGAUACACAAAAAGAUCUACCACAGAACAAACAAGAACCAAACAAAAUCGGGAAAAACUCUGAUGGCAUCGGUUCAGAAGAUCUUGAUUGAUCUGUCGAACUGGGAAAGCGAGCUUCCGUCUGGGCUACGCUUUGAUCCAGACCGAUUAGUCAUUGGACGAGAGAGUGUGAGCACAUUGGCACAUUACUACCAGUGCAUCAACAUGACAAUACGGCCACUCCUGUUUCAUGUUGUGAAAAAGAGACUCGCCUUGAUUCAAAAAAUACCCGAGGCUUUAGUCAAAGAAACUGACUGGAAGACGGGCCUGUCGCAGACGACGACCUUGUCGGCAAGUACACCACUUCAAAUGCCUACAAGCCUACAUGCUGACCUGGGAACAGCCACUUAUGGAUACAUGGACGGGGAACACAUAUUUUCAGCCACCAUAGUACUUGUCAUGGUCUGCGCUGCCUUUCCAGCAAGCUCUGUCAACAUGUCCGCCAUGAACACCGGGCUUGGACUCCUCUGCAGCAUGUCAGAGCGGGGCAACACUCACAUCGGCGCUCGGUAUGAAGUGCUGAUUCGGCUCCUCUCCACGGUCAUGCCCAGCGGUUAUUCAGUCCCCCUUGGCUCGAUGCCACGGAGUCCGGCGCUUUUCCUCGCGCCACCGGCAGACCCGUCAACAUUGUUGGCCGCGGCGCCACUUGGCGAAUCUGAAAGCACAAUGUCGGACAUGAACACCUAUCCAGCACGAUUCCCAGUCAUUGACAUGCAGACACUCUCGGAGCCAUUCUAUGACGAGGGCAGUACUGCGGGGAUGGACUUUGGGCUUUGGGAAGAGGGCUUCGCGUAUCCGACCAUGGAUCUGGACCUAGACUUGGCCGGCCAGCAGCUGCCAGUGGACCUCACUGGAGACGGUGACUAUGGUCAGCAAACUGCCUCUACACAACGCCCACAAUAG